Corapipo altera (White-ruffed manakin) is the source of this 2818-nucleotide messenger RNA. RefSeq names its product sialic acid binding Ig like lectin 1 (gene SIGLEC1). NCBI's taxonomy places the organism in Eukaryota, Metazoa, Chordata, Aves, Passeriformes, Pipridae. The transcript has 11 exons. The record is from RefSeq and is a predicted model, not a curated record. The annotation marks the transcript as partial.
AUGAGGCGUCCGGGAUCGGUGACUCGGAUCCUCCGCAGCCCCGCGCUCCCCAAAUGUAAAAGUCAGGAGGAUGCAGGUUCCUGGGAAGAUGCUCAUUCCCAGGAAGAUGUUGGUCUCCAGGAGGAUGCUCAUUCCCAGGAGGAUGUUGGUCCCCAGGAAGAUGCUCAUUCCCAAGUGGAUGCUGGUCCCCAGGAGGACACAGGUUCCCAGGAGGGUCUUCAUUCCCAGGAGGAUGCUCAUUCCCAGGAAGAUGCUCAUUCCCAGGAGGAUGCUGGUCUCCAGGAGGACACAGAUUCCCAGAAGGGUCUUCAUUCCCAGGAGGAUGCUGGUCCCCAGGAGGACACAGAGGAACUGGAGCCCCCGAGCGCCGCCGCCCCCCAGGACCUGAGGGAGGGGCAGAGCUCCAGCCUGGAGUGCUCCACGCCCUUCGCCUGCCCCUGGGGGGACACCGUCCUGCGCUGGGAGGGACACGACCCCCGCGCCGCCACCCUGUCCGGGCGGCUGCAGCUGGACACCAGCGGGGUGGGCCAGCAGCUGACCCUCAGCACCUCCUUCUCCUGGAGGGACCACGGCAAGAAGCUGCUCUGCGAGGUCUCCCACGGCUCCGGGAAGGCGAGAACAGAGGUCGUGCUGCGGGUGAGACACGCCCCCAAGGACGUCCAGGUGCGGGUCAGUCCCUCCUCGGGGAACAUCCACGUGGGUGCCACGGUGUCCCUGAGCUGCCAGGUGGGCAGCAGCCACCCCCCCGUCUCGGGGUACCUCUGGUACAAGGACGGGGCCGCUGUGGGCAGCGAGAGGGUGCUGACCCUGCGGGGGGUGCGGCGGGAGGACCACGGGCGGUACCACUGCGAGGCCCUGAACGCCCUCGGGGCUGGCACAGCGCCCACCACCACCCUCCACGUGUUCUCCGCAGAGGUCUCGGCGAGCCCCGCGGCCGAGGUGCGGGAGGGGACGGCCACCACCCUGUCCUGCGACGUGCCGGGCCGGGAGGGGCAGGACCUCAACUACACGUGGUACAGGAACGGCGCGUGGCUGCAGGAGGGCACUGCCCACACCCUCCUCUUCCCCGCGGUGGCCGCGGGCGACGCCGGCUACUACUCGUGCCGGGUGGCAAACGGGCAGGGCAGCGACACGGCCCAGCCGCUCAGCCUCAGCGUGACCUAUCCCCCCCGGACCCCCACCCUGACGCUGUUCCAGGAGACCCAGGGGGGCCGCCUGGCCAUCGUCCGCUGUGCCGUGGACAGUCACCCUCCGGCCACCCUGGCCAUCGACCGCGACGGCACCGUGCUGGCCACCAGCGGGGCGCAGGUGGCCCCGCCCCAGAGGUUCGGGGUCGCCGCCUCCCGCAACGCCCUGCGGCUGGAAAUCCGGGAUGCGGGGCCCCGGGACAGCGGGAGGUACCGCUGCACCGCCAGCAACGCCCACGGCAGCGCCAGCGCCGCCAAGGACCUGCUCACCCGCGCCGCGGAGCUCCUGGUCCAGCCCUCGGCGGAGGUGCCGGAGGGGACGGCGGUCACCCUGACCUGCGUGGGGACGGGGGAGGCGGCGGGGGAGCCCCUCUACACGUGGUACCGCAACGGGCAGAGGCUGCGGGAGGGCCCGGCCCCGACCCUGCGCUUCCCCUCCGUGCGCGGGGACGACGCGGGCGCCUUCCAGUGCCGGGUGCGGGGCAGCAACGGCAGCGACAGCGGCGCCUCGGGGACCGUCCCGCUCCGGGUGCUCUACCCCCCGAGGCCGCCGGUGCUGAGCUCGUUCCUGCAGAGCCCGGGCGGGCGCCUGGGGAUCCUCCAGUGCUCCGUGCAGAGCGACCCCGAGUCCAACCUGACCCUGCGCAGGGGGGACGAGAUGGUGGCCUGCACGGGGGGCUGCCCCCCGGCCCCCCGCGUCCGUGUGACCCCCUCCUACAACAGCCUGAGGGUGGAGAUCCAGGACGUGGUGCUGGAGGACGAGGGCACCUACGUGUGCCAGGCUGGGAACGCGCGGGGCAGCGCCAGUGCCGCCGUGGAGUUCAGGGCUGACACCACCACCGUCACCGUGUCCCCCUCAUCCCGUGUGCUGGAGGGCGACAGUGCCAACCUCACCUGCCACCUGAGCAGCGACUCCCCGGCCGUGCCCAACGUCACCUGGUACCACAACGGGCAGUGGGUGGCCGAGGGCAGCACGCUGGUGCUGGGGAGCGUGUCCAGCGCCCACUCGGGGCUGUACCGGUGCCAGGCCAGCACUGGCAGCGGCACCAGGAGCUCCCCGGACGUGCUCCUGGAUGUGCUGUUCCCCCCCCGUGAUCCGCUCCUCCGGGCGUUCCUGGACUCGGAGCGGGGCCGCCUGGCCGUGCUGGAGUGCUCGGUGGGCAGCAACCCUCCCUCCCGGCUGGCGCUGCUGCGGGGCCCGGAGCCGGUGGCCACGGGCUCGGGGGGGAGCAGCCCCCGGGUGCGCGUCAGGGCCGCCCCCAACUCCCUGCGCGUGGAGAUCCCAGAGGUGACGCCGGCGGACGACGGGACCUACCGGUGCUCGGCCACCAACUCCCUCGGCACCGCAGAGACAGCGCUGUACCUGCGAGUGCAGGCCGCCCGUGUCCUGGUGUCACCGUCCUCGGAGGUGCUGGAAGGAGACAACGUGUCCCUGACGUGCCAGGUGCCUGGAGAGCCGCCGGGUGACACCAUCUACACCUGGUACAGGGACAGUGAGCGGCUCCAGGAGAGCCCCGACAGCGUCCUGGAGCUGCCCCGUGUCACCAGCGCUGCCACCGGCUCCUACCACUGCCGGGCCCGCGGCCCCACGGGGACCAGCGUGUCCCCCGCUGUCACCCUGAGCGUGGCCU